Molecule: messenger RNA, 936 nt
Organism: Brettanomyces nanus
Lineage: Eukaryota; Fungi; Ascomycota; Pichiomycetes; Pichiales; Pichiaceae
Exons: 1
Coding region: 1-936 (311 amino acids)
Source: RefSeq, a predicted model, not a curated record
AUGGGAAACAGUGGAUCGAAAUCUGUACGACAAUUAGGGCGAGAAGUUGGCAGAGAAGUCUCUUCUGGGUUGAAGAAGAACAUAAAAGAAGACUAUCUUAAGAAGGACGAUUCUAAGAAGAAGGACUAUAAGCUGGAUCAUCCUAAGAUCUUCACCAAAAGACCUGAAGAAGAUCCAGAAAUGGAUGAUGUGAAAAGAUCCAAGUUUUUCCAGGAAGCCAUUAAAAUGGGUAUAGUUAAGGUCGAAGAUAAGAAGGUAAAGAGACAGUAUGAUGGAAAUAAUGUAUCGUUAGAGUUGAUAAAGAAUCGAAAAGAGAUGGAGAAAGAGUACGAAGAUUUAAUGGUGUCUGAAGAAAAGAUUAAGUAUGAUAUACCUAAGAGAUUUCUCAGUAAGGAGCAGAUAGGAAGGAUUAAUAAACGAAGGAAGAAAGUGAGCAAUACGUUCGGAUUGAUUGAUGGUGGAGACUUGACUAAGUUGAUUAAGACGUUAAAAGUUGAAGGACAAGAGGCCUUUGAAGAAUUGGGGCAAGAAAAGGAGUCUUCGAAGGAGAGUUUGCAGUUACUUAAGUUAUUUAUAGAGCGGGGAUUGAUAGAUCUUCCAUCGAACAAGGUGACGUUGAUGAGAAAGGUGGAUGUGGAUGGGAAGAUCAGUAGGGAGAAGUUUGUAGUUGUAAAGGAUGACUGGGUUAAAGAGGCGAGGGGGAUAAGGGACCUGGAGGAGCCAAAGGAGCCAAAGGAGCCAGAGGAGCCAAAGGAGCCAGAGGACCAGGGGGAGCCAAAGAAGCCAGAGGAUCCAACUGACUUCAAGGACUUGAAGUAUCCAAAGGAGUCAGAGGAAAUCCUCGAUCAGUUCAAGAAGCUGGAAGAUCUGAUUAAAGAUGAGAAGCCCAAACCAAAGGACAAGCAAAACACACAUGAGAUGAAGAGAUAUCUUUAG